UAUUCCCCAUUUCAAACAUGGCAAAACAUACUAUUGUUUUAUCAAUCUUUGUAUCUUUAGUUUUUGCAUCACUUAUUCCAUUGGUAUGCGAUGCUACUGAAAGUGGUGAAAAAAGUAGUAAACUUUACAUUGUGUACAUGGGCUCACUUCCAAAAGGAGAAUCAUAUUCCCCAACCUCUCACCAUAUCAACUUGUUGCAACAUGUCAUUGAUGGUAGUGGUGUAGAAAACCACUUAGUGAGAAGUUACAAUAGGAGUUUCAAUGGUUUUGCUGCCAUACUCAAUGAUCAACAGAGGGAAAAACUUGUUCGAAUGAGAGGUGUGGUCUCAGUUUUUCCAGACCAAGAAUUUCACCUUCAAACCACAAGGUCGUGGGACUUCCUUGGACUUCCUCACUCAUUCAAAAGGGAUCAAACUAUUGAAAGUGAUUUAAUGGUUGGAGUCAUAGAUAGCGGAAUAUGGCCCGAGUCUAAAAGUUUCAAUGAUAAAGGUCUUGGUCCAGUCCCAAAGAAGUGGAGGGGAGUUUGUGCAGGUGGUAGUGACUUCAAUUGUAACAAGAAGAUCAUCGGAGCACGAUUUUACGCUGAUGGAGAUGUGAGUGCAAGAGAUAUAGUUGGUCAUGGAACCCACACAUCAUCAAUAGUAGGUGGACGUGAGGUGAAAGGUGUGAGCUUUUAUGGUAUUGCAAAAGGCAUUGCACGAGGUGGAGCUCCAUCUUCAAGGAUCGCCACAUACAAAGUUUGCAACAGGCGUUGUAGCGGUUAUGCUAUAUUAGCAGCAUUUGAUGAUGCCAUUGCUGAUGGAGUUGAUGUCAUUACUAUCUCAAUGGGUUUCCCUAAUUCCAUUGAAUUUUUGAAUGAUACUAUUGCAAUUGGUUCUUUUCAUGCCAUGGAGAAGGGAAUACUCACAGUGCAAGCUGCAGGAAAUGGUGGCCCUAUUCCAAGUACUGUUUCUAGUAAAGCACCUUGGUUAUUUAGUGUUGCUGCAACUACCAUAGAUCGACAAUUCAUUACUAAGAUGAUUCUUGGAAAUGGAAAGACAUAUCAAGGUAAGGCAAUUAAUACUAUACCUUCAAAUGGCACUAAAUUUCCACUAGUUGUGUGCAAUUCUCAAGCUUGCUCAGCCGGAGGAAAUACAUUUUCUCCUGAAAAGUGUAAUUACAAAGACAAAAAGAGGGUGAAGGGUAAGCUUAUUUUGUGUGGAUCACCAUUAGGUCAAAUACUGACUUGGGUGAGUGGUGCAGUUGGUUCAAUCCUUAACGUGUCACACAUUGAAUUUGAUACUUCAGUUGUCAGUAAGAAGCCUACACUUAACUUGGAAUCAAAAAACUAUUUUCAAGUUCAAUAUUACACAAAUUCGACUAAAGACCCUAUAGCUGAAAUUUUAAAGAGUGAGAUCUUCCAUGACACGAAUGCUCCGAGAGUUGUCAGUUUUUCUUCUCGUGGCCCAAAUCCUUUUGUUCCAGAAAUAAUGAAACCAGAUAUAAGUGCCCCAGGAGUGGAAAUUCUUGCUGCAUAUUCACCUUUAGCGCCACCCACAUUGGAUAUAAGUGAUAAAAGAAAAUUUAAAUACAACAUAUUAUCCGGAACCUCUAUGGCAUGCCCUCAUGUUGCUGGAGUUGUUGCAUAUGUGAAGUCAUUUCAUCCUGAUUGGUCACCUGCAGCUAUAAAAUCUGCUAUCAUGACAACAGCUACACCAAUGAAAGGUACUUAUGAUGAUUUGGUUGGUGAGUUUGCUUAUGGGUCGGGGAAUAUCAAUCCACAACAAGCCAUUCACCCUGGACUUAUUUAUGACAUUACAAAGAAAGAUUAUGUAGAAAUGCUCUGUAACUAUGGUUUUGAUGGUGAAAAAAUUAAACUUAUUAGUGGAGAUGAUUCAAGUUGUCAUGGAUAUUCUAAAAGAUCAUUGGUGAAAGAUAUAAACUAUCCUGCAAUGGUUAUUCCGGUACGUAAGCAUUUCAAUGUACAUAUUCAAAGAACAGUCACAAAUGUUGGACUUUCUAACUCAACGUACAAGGCUAUUCUCAACCAUCAUAAUCCAAAAAUCAAGAUUAGAGUGGAACCAAAAUGUCUCUCAUUCAAAUCAUUAAAUGAGAAACAAUCCUUUGUUAUCACUGUUUUUGGAAGAAUAAAAUCAAAUCAAACUGUGUUUUCUUCAUCACUUGUUUGGUCAGAUGGAAUUCACAAUGUUAAGAGUCCCAUCAUUGUACAAAUAUUAUCUUCAUAGAUGAUCAUGUUAUUGUCAUGGAAAACUAAAUAAAUGAUUAAUGAUGAUUCUUGAAUUAUUGAUUCUCUCUA
Messenger RNA from Medicago truncatula (barrel medic), 2296 nucleotides. Its product is annotated as subtilisin-like protease SBT4.4. Gene Ontology annotation, biological process: proteolysis. The coding region runs from base 18 to 2225 and encodes 735 amino acids. The transcript has 2 exons. NCBI's taxonomy places the organism in Eukaryota, Viridiplantae, Streptophyta, Magnoliopsida, Fabales, Fabaceae. The record is from RefSeq and is a predicted model, not a curated record. Gene Ontology annotation, molecular function: serine-type endopeptidase activity.